UUUUUUCUUCUUCUUCUUCUUUAACUCGUCGUGAUUGUUCAAGGUGCAUGAGUACUGUAUAUGCGAGCACUCUUUUAAUGUACUAAAUAGCAAUGUUGCUUUUAGUCUUUUUUAGUAUUUUUCAGCUGUUGCACCCUACAUACCAACAGUUUCCCCGAGCCUGCAGCACUGCAGAAGCCCUCUUGAGCAAAUCAUGUUGCCCGACUUGGGAAGGAGACGGGUCAAUUUGCGGCGCUCUCUCCGGUAGAGGUUCCUGUCAAGAUGUGUCCAUCACUGACCUCCCCAACGGGCCACAGUUUCCCCAUUCCGGGAUCGAUGACAGAGAGAGAUGGCCUUUGGUGUUCUACAACCGGACAUGUCAGUGUGCCGCCAACUACAUGGGCUUCAACUGUGGUGACUGUAAGUUUGGCUACUCUGGGGCUAAUUGUGGCCAGAGGAGAGAGCGAAUCAGGAGAAAUAUCUUCCAGCUCACGUCCGCGGAAAAAAACAAAGUCAUUGCUUACCUGAAUUUAGCUAAGAAUACCAUCAGCAAAGAUUAUGUGAUUUCUACAGGCACUUAUGCCGAGAUGAACAACGGGUCGAAUCCUUUGUUUGCGGAGAUCAGUGUUUAUGACUUGUUUGUAUGGAUGCACUACUAUGCGUCCCGGGAUGCCUUCUUGGGCGGACCGAACAAUGUCUGGACAGACAUCGACUUCGCCCACGAAUCGGCGGCGUUCUUGCCAUGGCAUCGAGUCUACCUGCUGCACUGGGAAAACGAGAUCAGAAAGUUAACUGGAGACCAGGAUUUCACAAUUCCAUACUGGGACUGGAGAGAUUCUCAGGAGUGCGAUGUGUGCACAGAUGAUUUAAUGGGAAGUCGCAAUCCCACCAUCCCCAAUAUGUUAAGCCCAGCUUCAGUUUUCUCAUCCUGGAAGGUAGUUUGUACAAGACCAGAGGUGUACAACAGCCUAGAGAUAUUAUGUAACGGCACUGCUGAAGGGCCCAUUCUCCGUAACCCUGGUAACCACGACAGGAACAGGAUGCCCAGGCUACCUACAUCUGCAGAAGUGGAAUUCUGCCUGAGUCUAACAGAUUAUGAAACUGAACCAAUGAACAGGUUUGCAAACCUGAGUUUCAGAAAUACUUUGGAAGGUUUUGCAAAUCCAAGUGACGGCAUAGCUACCACAUUACAGAGCAACAUGCAUAAUUCACUUCAUGUGUUUAUGAAUGGUUCCAUGUCUUCAGUUCAAGGCUCAGCUAAUGAUCCCAUAUUUCUGAUACAUCAUGCAUUUGUUGACAGCAUCUUUGAGCAGUGGCUGAGAAGACACAAUCCGCCAAAAUCUGCUUACCCUACUGCCAAUGCUCCAAUUGGACACAAUGAUGGAUACUACAUGGUACCCUUCAUGCCUCUGUACAGAAAUGGAGACUAUUUUCUUUCUUCAAAAGAACUGGGAUAUGAUUAUGCCUAUAUGUUGGAACCAGGGCAAAGGUACCUGCAGGAGUUACUGAGCCCUUACCUUGACCAAGCCCGACAAAUCUGGAGAUGGCUUCUGGGAGCUGGGAUAAUUGGCGCACUGGUGUCAGCCAUUGUGGCUUUGUCAGUGGCUCUAGCUUGCCGCAAAAAGAAAAGGAGGAGAAGAAGUUCCUUUGGGGAAUCACAGCCUUUACUCAGCAGCAGUGAAGCGGACAGCACAACCACAUACCAGACAAACCUGUGAUGAGGAAAACUGCUGAGUACAGUCAGAGCCAACUGUGAUAAACCGAAGAGCAUCCUUAGGACCAGUCAUCCACUGUUUACCAAGCAAGACUAAGAGGCAUUUUAUACAUUGUUCUGACAAAACUGAAUGUAUACAAUGCAUUUAUACAUUAAAUCAUUUGGAGAUCA
This is a messenger RNA of Lepisosteus oculatus (spotted gar), 1864 nucleotides long. It is a transcript of the gene tyr, whose product is annotated as tyrosinase. The record is from RefSeq and is a predicted model, not a curated record. Gene Ontology annotation, biological process: pigmentation; melanin biosynthetic process. Lineage: Eukaryota; Metazoa; Chordata; Actinopteri; Semionotiformes; Lepisosteidae. Gene Ontology annotation, molecular function: tyrosinase activity.